CCUGUUCUUUUUUCCUUUUUCUAUAUGGACUAUUCAAAAUAUAACUUCGCUGAACAGGCACAGAUCAAUGCCAUGAUGGAACAGAGACAAAUGAAUGAUUUUGUCAAUAUGUUUACAGGCCUUGUUGAUCGAUGCUUCAAACAAUGUGCUAAUGACUUUACAACAAAGGCUGUCACAGGAAGAGAAGCUGCCUGUGUCAACAAAUGUGCUGAGCGAUUUUUAAAGCACUCUGAAUUAGUGAGCAAGCGCUUUGGCGAAAUUAGUCAACAACAGUCUGCUUUUAUUGAUGUUCUUAACCAAUCUAUCAACCCUUCUUCUUUAUAGACUACCUCUUCACUUGCAUCAUUGUAAAUA
Messenger RNA from Gilbertella persicaria, 354 nucleotides. Its product is annotated as Tim10/DDP family zinc finger-domain-containing protein. The record is from RefSeq and is a predicted model, not a curated record. Bases 25 to 324 code for a protein of 99 amino acids. Lineage: Eukaryota; Fungi; Mucoromycota; Mucoromycetes; Mucorales; Choanephoraceae. The transcript has 4 exons.